AGCGGCAGCGGCGGGAGGGAGGCGCAGCCCGGCGGACCCAGCUCCGCUGCCCGUCGGCGCUCUCCCCGCGGAGGUUGGGGACCUGCUGCGGGGCGAUGGAAGAGCAUGGGUACCCCUCCUAUAGCGUCCGCAGCCCCGCCUGGGAGGAGCUGGAGUCCGGGAAGAUGGCCGGGGCCGAGUCGGGGAUGAGCGGCGCCGGGAUCCCGCUGCAGCCCCAGCCCCAACCCCCGGCGGCGGCGGCGGGGCCGGCGGACGAGUCGUCGGACAGCGAAGGGGAGCACGAGGGCCCCCAGAAACUCAUCCGGAAAGUGUCCACCUCGGGCCAGAUCCGUAGCAAGACAAGUAUAAAAGAAGGAUUACUACUGAAGCAAACCAGCUCUUUUCAGAGGUGGAAAAAGCGUUAUUUCAAACUUCGAGGUCGUACCCUUUACUAUGCUAAGGAUUCAAAGUCUCUAAUAUUUGAUGAAGUUGACCUGUCAGAUGCCAGUGUAGCUGAAUCAAGCACAAAAAAUGUCAACAACAGCUUCACGAUAAUCACUCCAUUUAGAAGGCUAAUAUUGUGUGCUGAGAACAGAAAAGAAAUGGAGGACUGGAUAAGCUCUCUGAAGUCAGUUCAGUCCAGAGAGCACUAUGAGACCGCACAGUUUAAUGUGGAACAUUUCUCAGGGAUGCAUAACUGGUACGCCUGCUCCCACGCCCGACCCACCUUCUGUAACGUGUGCAGAGAGAGCCUCUCUGGAGUCACUUCUCACGGCCUGUCUUGUGAAGUGUGUAAGUUUAAAGCACAUAAACGAUGUGCUGUCCGAGCAACAAAUAACUGCAAAUGGACUACAUUAGCCUCAAUUGGAAAAGACAUCAUUGAAGAUGAAGAUGGUAUAGCUAUGCCUCACCAGUGGUUAGAGGGAAACCUGCCUGUCAGUGCCAAAUGCGCAGUCUGUGACAAGACUUGUGGCAGUGUUCUACGCCUGCAGGAUUGGAAGUGCCUUUGGUGUAAAGCUAUGGUUCACACGGCCUGUAAAGAUCUGUACCCUCGUAAAUGUCCACUUGGCCAAUGUAAGGUAUCGAUCAUCCCUCCAACAGCACUAAACAGUAUAGACUCCGAUGGUUUCUGGAAAGCCACAUGCCCGCCAUCCUGUGCCAGUCCUCUUUUAGUUUUUGUUAACUCAAAGAGUGGAGACAAUCAGGGAGUAAAGUUUCUUCGUCGAUUCAAACAGUCGUUAAAUCCAGCUCAGGUCUUCGAUUUAAUGAAUGGAGGACCUCACUUAGGUUUGCGGUUAUUUCAGAAGUUUGACAACUUCAGGAUUCUUGUGUGUGGUGGCGAUGGAAGUGUGGGUUGGGUCUUGUCAGAAAUUGAUAAGCUCAGCUUGCACAAGCAGUGUCAGUUAGGAGUGUUACCCCUUGGUACUGGAAAUGACCUUGCUCGUGUCCUUGGCUGGGGAGGAUCCUGUGAUGAUGAUACGCAACUUCCGCAGAUUUUGGAAAAACUAGAGCGAGCCAGCACAAAAAUGUUAGACAGGUGGAGUAUAAUGUCAUAUGAACUGAAAUUACCAGCAAAGCCUUCUAUUCUUCCUGUGACUGCAGAAGAGUCAGAGGAGUGCCAGAUAUCCGCUUAUGAAGAUUCAGUUGCUGCUCAUCUUGCAAAAAUUCUCAAUUCUGAUCAGCAUUCAGUUGUCAUAUCAUCUGCCAAAAUAUUAUGUGAAACUGUAAAGGACUUUGUUGCCAAAAUAGGGAAGACUUACGAAAAACCGAUGGAAAAUGCAGAGGAAGCUGAUGCCAUGGCCAUUAAAUGCUCAGAGUUAAAUGAAAAGCUGGACCUAUUGCUCCAGGCUCUCCACACAGAAUCCCAGGCUGCUCCCAUUCUCCCAGGCAUUGCUCCCCCCAUUGUGGAAGAAGAGUCAGAGGAGUUCUCAAGUGAAGAAUCCUUGUCUGAAAGUAAAGAGCAAUUAGCAGAAUGUGUCUCAAAGUCUUCCCAGAAGCUCUUCAAACCAAGGGAACAAUUAAUGCUCCGAGCAAACAGCUUGAAGAAGGCUGUGAGGCAGAUCAUUGAACAAGCAGAAAAAGUUGUGGAUGAGCAGAAUGCUCAUAGUGAAGAACAAGUAAACCAGUCUCCAGUAGACUACAACAAAGAAUUGGAUGAAUCUAAAGAAGAGGAAAAAGAGGAAGAUACAAAGGAACUUGAGUCUCCAUCAACUAAAACUGCACCAAGAUCUCCUGAUAGACGUACAAGCCGAGGUAUCCAUUCUCAGACAGGUUCCUUCUCUGCUCCAGCUUUGGCAGCAAGCAAGGAAAACCUUCCAGUACUUAACACAAGGAUUAUCUGCCCAGGUUUAAGGGCUGGUCUAGCUGCUUCCAUUGCAGGAAGUUCAAUUAUUAGCAAAAUGUUGCUAGCAAACAUCGAUCCAUUUGGUGCUACGCCGUUUAUUGACCCGGAUCCAGAUUCCUUGGAGGGAUAUUCAGAAAAAUGUGUCAUGAACAACUACUUUGGAAUUGGGUUAGAUGCAAAAAUUUCACUAGAAUUUAAUAACAAGCGAGAAGAGCACCCUGAAAAAUGCAGAAGUCGGACGAAAAACAUGAUGUGGUAUGGAGUUCUUGGCACUAAAGAGCUAUUGCAGAGAACUUACAAGAACUUAGAACAAAAAGUUCAGCUUGAGUGUGACGGACAGUACAUCCCCCUUCCAAGCCUGCAAGGCAUAGCUGUGCUGAACAUUCCCAGCUAUGCUGGUGGGACUAAUUUCUGGGGUGGAACCAAAGAAGAUGAUAUAUUUGGAGCACCAUCAUUCGAUGAUAAAAUCUUAGAAGUUGUUGCUGUAUUUGGCAGCAUGCAGAUGGCAGUGUCCAGAGUCAUCAAACUACAGCACCACAGGAUAGCUCAGUGUCGGUCAGUAAAGAUCACCAUACUUGGUGAUGAAGGGGUUCCAGUGCAAGUUGAUGGAGAGGCAUGGAUCCAGCCCCCAGGAGUUAUUAAGAUCAUACAUAAAAACAGAGCUCAGAUGCUAACACGCGACAGAGCCUUUGAAAACACCCUGAAGUCUUGGGAGGACAAACAGAAGUAUGAUUCCUGCAAACCUGUCAUUAGAUCUCCCUUGUACCCUCAGCAAGCUGAGUUGGCUACAGAGGAAGAAGUUGCACAGAUCCAGUUGUGCUCACAAGCUGCAGAAGAACUUAUUACCAGGAUCUGUGAAGCAGCAAAAGUACACGGCCUCUUGGAGCAGGAGCUUGCUCAUGCUGUUAAUGCAUGCUCACAUGCAUUAAAUAAAGCCAACCCAAGGUUCCCUGAGAGUCUUACCAGAAACACUGCCAUGGAGAUAGCUGUCAACGUGAAGGCUCUACACAAUGAAACAGAAUCUCUACUAGUAGGAAGAGUUCCUUUGCAGUUAGAAGCUCCCCACGAAGAGCUGUUGUCUGAUGCUUUGCACAGUGUGGAAAUAGAGUUGAGAAAACUUGCUGAGAUUCCUUGGCUUUAUUACGUUUUUCAACCAAAUGAUGAUGAGGAUCCCCCUCUGGAUUAUGCUAAAAGAAACAAUAGAAGUACAGUGUUUCGUAUAGUGCCAAAGUUUAAAAAAGAAAAAAUUCAGAAGCAUAAGACCAGCCCUCAGCCUGUUCAAAAAUGGGGCACAGAUGAAGUUGCUGCUUGGCUGGAUCUGCUCAGUUUGGGAGAGUACAAAGAAAUCUUCAUCAGCCAUGACAUCCGAGGCUCUGAGCUUUUACAUCUGGAAAGGCGAGAUCUUAAGGACCUGGGGAUAACGAAAGUGGGUCAUAUGAAGCGAAUUCUCCAGGGAAUUAAAGAGCUCAGCAAGAACACCCCUUUGUCUGAAGUGUAAUUAUGCUGGUGCUUUUCUUAAAGAGAGAAGAGAAAGUUGCUGGAGAAGCAAAGCUGUUGCAGGCACUUGGCUGUCCUUGUAGUUUACUCUGUGGAAGAAUAAGCACUGGUGUUUGUACAGGCUAGUAUCUCUGAAUUCUUGUGUGGUGAAGAACUUGCAGCAAGAGUACGAAAGGAUUUGUGCCAAAACAAAAAGGAAAAGGUGAUACGAUCUUUGAAGAAGUUUUCUUGGUGUGCAACUCAGCCAGUUUGCAUAAGUCCAGUUUGGUAGAUUGAUUGGUUGAUGGUGAACUGCACUGACUGGAAAAUAUAAUCAAGAAACGAUUGCUUUGCUUACAUGCAGCUCAGUAUGCCUCUCUUUAUGCUGCAGCAAGAUGCCACUGUACAGCAUGAGGUCAUCUGGUUAUCCUUGCGAGGCGUAGCUCUGUGAAACCUCCUGUGCAGGAUGACCAGGAAGUUUGGAAGGUUCAACACAUGAGCCUGGCAGUGCCGCAGGUAUCCAGCACUCGCUGGCCAUGCAGAAGAGGGGAGAGAUACCUUGUGAUACCAUGAAUGCAAACUAUAAUGCAUGGUGUGCCUGCCUGAAUUGUCUGUUGUUCUGUUGCAUGACACAUCUGAUACUUUAAACACUUGAACAACUUUUUUAUUGGUUUGAAUGAGAUUUAAUUUAUUGCUACUUGAGGUUUUUUGUUUUGUUUUGUUUUUGUUUUUGUUUUUUUUUCCCUCCAGUUUCAGGCACUUUUCUAUUCUUCAGUGUUGUGUUAUGCCUAAAAUGUGUUCUAUGGCAAAGGGUGUGUGGAUGUGGAAACUUAGCAUUUGUGCCAUAUUCAGCAGAUUAUAUAUGAUUGAAACACUGUACAGUUAGAUUUUUAAAUAUAUCGUGUACAGAAGGUUUAUCAGGUAACUAACUUAUGAGAAUUUUUGAAAGACCGGUACCUCACAAAAACAUCAAUUGGCUUCCUGCAUGGAAAAUGAUAAAGAAUCUUCUCAUGGUGCAUUUUAAUGUAGUUAUUCAGUUAUCUUAAAAAUCUGUAGCAUAUUUGAACUUGUAGGCACUAAUGGUUUUAUUUAUUCUAUUAUUCAAAAGCAGGUUUCAAUAUUAAUGAAAUUUUCUUAAAGGAAAAUUUAAUUUUAUUUAUCAUACAUAAGAAGAUAUUUAAAAUGUAGCAGCUGAUUUGAUUUUUGUGGGGUAAACUUCUACUCGUUGCUAAUUAACUAUUAAUUUUAAAAUGCAUCUGUGUGCAUUUCUUUAAAAAGGUAUAAAUUUGUUUCUUGACAUCAUUCUGUCAUCAGUAGACCAUAAAAAUUAAAAAAACCUGGACUUUAAGAUUUUAGACUAUGCAUGCUAAGAUGAAUCACAUGCAAGACAGUAAUCCAUGAGUGUAAACAGGUUAAAAAAGUUAAAACCAUCUUUGUUUAGAAAUUGCUCUAGACCAGAGUAUGUAAGAUUAUUUACACUUUAAUGAAGCAGGUUCAUAAUUUAAUUUCCUAGUUAACUUUUCACAAAAGUAUUAAUCUAGUCAGAAAAUAAAUUUCAGAUAUCUACAAAAAAAUCCUACCUAAAUGUUUGAGAUGACUUUGCACCACCUGCCGGAAAACUUGCACAGAAUUUUUAUCUCCUUGCUGUUCCUAGCAAUGUACCAUUGCAGCACAAGGAACACUUGACUUUCACUUAAUCAAGUAGCUUUGAUGUUUCUUGCAUGUUAAAGAGUAUCUUAACAUCUAUUUAUGUUUUCCUCAUGGGCAGCAGAGUAAGGUUUCAUUUGGUUUGUACCAAAACUUAUUUUCUUGUAUAAAGGGGCCAAUGUCAAGUACCGCAUCCUGGUUUUGCCUUCCAUUUCAGGAGUUGUUCCAUUGGCAAUUAGAUGGGACUCAUCCCUUCGAAAUUAAAAUCUGUUAUCGUAAUUGUUUUAUUGGAGAAAAAAAAAGUAAAAAUAAACAAAAUAGGUUUAAUUAGUAUCUUACUGUAGUUCUUUGUGUUCUUGAUGCUGUAGGUUUAACAGGCACCACUCUGGGAGUUCUGUAGACGUAAUGACUAUUCUGGUAAACAAACAAAAGUAAAAGGCUAUUUUUCUAUUAAGUUUUGCAUAAAAAACAAACCAAAUUGCCUUUGCAAAUGAUAUGAUUUCCAGGCUGUAGUAUGAAAAGCAUAUGCAAAAAUGGAAAGUUAGGCAAACAAUGAGAAUUUUGUUGGUUUUGGUUUUAUUUUAAUGUACUUGACAUUCACCCCUUUAAUGAUGUUUAGGUGACAUCUGUCAAGUGUUUGUAAGCUUUGUUUUCUUUUCUCUAUGGUUCUCCAUAAGCUGCACUGUAUUUUAACAUGUGGCAGCAUUUUAGCAUAUUGGGGUUACAGUAGACCAUACAGCUAAUCUUCUGGUCUAUUCAAGGACAUAAUACAUAGCAGAACUUUCUUUGCUUUCCUGAUUUUAAGAUACAAUCUCUUUACAACUUUCAGCCUUGCUGUAUGUAAUGCAUUAAGAUGGGCUAUGGAACUGGAUCUCUUCAAGUCACUGUGGGGGUCUAUGCUGAGUAUAUUAAAAACUUAGGAGCUGCUUUUGGGCAGGGAAAAUGGGCAAAUGUUGUUUGUAACACAACUUUCUUAUGGCACUCCUCAAAUUACCUCAGUAUAGGACAACUGAUCAAUGAACAUUUUUCUAAAUGACCACCAAAGAACUUAGCUUUGAUUAUCCUAAGCAGUUUUUUUAAAUGUGUGAGUAGGAAAAAACAAAACUGUAAGUAUCAUUUAUGCUGUAUUUAUGAGAUGCCCAGGAGAGCAAAUUUUAUGCAACUCUAUGCCUUAGACUAGUGUUGGCUAUGAAGUGCAAAUGCAUCUGACAAGGAGGCUCAAAGUAUUUUUACAGGGGUUCUCCGUGGAGGUUGUGGGUUGUAACUGUGUUUAAGUGAUGUGACUUUUCUGAAGACCUGAACACAGUAUUACUCUCUCAUGAUUAUUCUAAGCAUUGAGAUUUUUUCUUUACUGCUGUAGAAGUCCCAGCUCCUAGAACUAAGUACAUAAAUACCUAUAUUUUUUUAGUGAACUAAUUUGAUCCUGCUGUAAAAAGUGCUUCAAAGCACACAUUCCAGUAUUUCAACAAAACCAAGGUAAACACAUCCCUAAAAGCAGUUAGCUUUUCAGAAAACAAGAUCCUGUGAAGCCUGAUUCAGCAUGCUAGAUUUAUCAAGACAAUCCCUAUACAAAGUUUACUGGAGUAAUUUUUUUUCCCCUCGGCCAAAUACUUGCAAUUUCUGUGGUUCAGUAUACAUAAAAGCCUAAAAGGAAUGUGGAGUAAUCUGCAUUUUUUUGUAGUGGCUGAUAUUCAUAUAGAUGAAAAGCUCUCAUCCUCAGAGAGAGCAACUCGAGAACUGCAUGUUUUGAAAUAGCAGCAGGUUGCUAAAUGUAUGUUGCUGUUUUGUUAUUUUCAAAUAGGAUUUUCUCAGUUCACUGUGUUUGAUUGCUGUAGCAGCCUCUGAUUUAGGUCAUGCAAAUUUUGCCUUUAUAAAGCUUCAUGCCUUCUUUUUAGAAACUGAAUGAAAUCAAGCCAACUCAUCAUGGUUGUAGGUAUUGGGGGUGUUUUGCAAUAAUUCAAAGAAAAAAGGGUUCAAAAAUAAUUUUUUUAUAAGAUGGCAAGUGAAAAUUUUCUUUGAUGCAUUUUUAUGUCUCUUCCCUUAACCACUAUUUGUUUCUCCUGAAUGUCUCUUUCUUUCAAAGAAAAAUGCUUGGAAGAACUGUAAAGUGUAAAGCAAAUGAUCAAAAACCCUCCGAGACUAUUUCAUCCCAGUAUUUCUUGUUUUGGGACUGGAAUUAACAUGCUUGGUCCUGUAAAUAAUAAAUAGAAAUCAUCUUUCUCUCGCUAUCUCUGCCCAAAGUAAUUAAUACUGCAAUGCUGCACCACUGUAAUUCAAAGUAGAGAUCUUGAUUUUUUUCUUCACAAAUGUCCAUUUUAUAUUUUCCUAUGCUUUUUGUAGUGAAAUAGAUAACCUGCCAAUUUUUUCUUUCUAAUUGAGCUCACUCAUGCUAUUAAUGAAAAUUUCCUUAAGCCUUGAUAAUGAACGUUACUUCAAGGGUAAAAUUAUCAGUGCUUUUCAAUGCAUCUGGUCUUCAUUUCAGGAAGACUGGCAGGAGACCUUUUUCACAUGUAAUGGAAAAUUAAUAUAUAAAGCAAAUAUGAGAGGAUGUUCCAUAGUCCUACUUUGAUAAUAGUUGUAAUAAUGCAAGACAAAACCCCCCAUGGUGAUUCCAUUUUGCUUGAUGCUUCCUGUUAAUGAUUGCAUUAAUAGUGUUUACAGCUGCUUCUGCAGUGCUCUCUCUGUGUCCCUAAAUAUUGAGUUCUUGCCUAUGAAUUCGACAGUCCUGGUAAUUAAUAAUUAGCAGUGCAAAAAGUCUUUGUGAAAGGUAAAGUCACAAGGAAUGUACCUUAUUGAGGGUAAUUGAGCUGGAGCAAUUUGUUUAGCUUACAACCAGGAAAUCAUCUUGUCACUUGUAUGAGUAAGUAAAGAGCCACAGAAAAUAAAAGUAAAUAAGUAAUUUUAAAUUUAUUUUUUCACCCCAAUAACUUAAGUACUUCUCAACUGCAACAUCCUGUAUACAUUUAUAACAUAGACUGUCCUGUAUUUUUGAUUCUGUUUUCGUGGAUUGUAUGUUUUCUGCUGUGAUUUUCGUAUCAUCAGGAUCUGAUGCUGCUUAUUCUAACUGCGAAGAUUUAAUGUUUCUAUACUAUUCUUAAGGAAUAAGUUUUUGAUGACUUCGGGAAGCUGAGGAGUUUGGACAGGAUUUAAACUUUGGACAGGACUUAAAAUAUCUCUUCUUCUUCAGAGAUAGAUCAGCAGAAUUGAUAAAGCAUCAUUUGGUAAUUAUCAAUAUAAAAUCUUUACUGGUUGUAUAAAUUCCUGUAUUUAUAUCUAGAGUAUAGUGUGGAAUGGAUCUUUUUUACAAAAAGAAAAAAAUAAUUUCUAGUUGUUUUCUACUACUGUUGCAUUAGGUUUCAUAGCUCUGUUAAGUGUUAGCUUAUGUACUUGAAAUGUUUGUUUCUGCCACACAGAAGCCCAGUCUUUUUCUCAGAAAUUAUAAUCCAUUUGGAAGCCAUUUAGAGACCUUGAGAAGACUAUUUCUGUAGCCAGUUGGAGCUAAUACCAAAAUUCAUAGCAACUUCUGUAGGCUUAACAGUGAUCACCCUCAACAUUUUCACUGAAAAAAAAAAUUUUGAAAGGUUUGUGGGUUUUUCAGCGCAUAGAAUUAAUCUUAAAACAUCAUCUCCUUGACAUGUAAAUUUAAAAAUAUUAGCAUUGUUAACACUUUUGCAAAGAAGAAAAAUGCUGAUGAAUACAUACCCAAGAGGAUUCCUGGACAAAUUUUAAUCAAUUUAGCUGUAGUGAAUAAAGACCUAUCACCUUCAGAACAGUCAACAGAAAAUUCAUAUGUGCACAUGGUAGAAUUUCAAACAUCUGUUUUAAAUAAUUAAAGACUUGUUUCCCAGUUGCCAAAAACUUGAUAAGCUCUCUGAUGGGAUUUUGAGUUUAUAUAGCCUAUUGCUUGUAUUAGUGGGGCAGAAGAAGCUGGUGCCUCAUUUAUGUUUAACACCAGUCAUGCCUUUAUUAAUGUUUUUACAUUGCUUCCCAACUCCUGUAUCUGGAUGACUUCCUAGCAUCUGGCAAGAUGAGACUUGCAUGUCUCUCCAUGCGUGGGCAGGCCAGGAAAAAGUUGUAGAAUGCUUGAGGACAGCAAUAUAGACCAAGGCUUCAGGCUCCAAAGCUAACAUAGCCAUGGUGGACUAGAAUCCUUUAAGUUAUAUUUUUGCAAUCCCUGCUGGAAGCUCUGUCUAACAAUUAACAUGAGCUACCAGAAUUGCCCUUGGAAAGAGAAGUGUUUUGGCCAACUCUACCAACUGUGGAACAAAAUACUGAACAUUAUAGUAGCCAUGACUAGGACAAGUAUCCAAGUGGCCAAUGAAUAUUUUAUUCUGUGGAACAAAUACUUUGAUGAAAUAUAGUUUGUAAUAUUAUUCAAAGACUAGUGUUAGGAAAGAAAAGCAACUGAAUAUAAAAGCAAUGUGGUACAAAAUUUAAAGUAAUUUGCAGCUAUCUUUUUCCAAGUACAUUGGAAACAUUUUAGGGAGCUGUGUUUGAUCCAGGUGUAGCUAGACAAGAGCAUGUGAACUGGAAGGUGAAAACAGGAAGAAAUUAAUUAAAAGUAAAAUUGUUUGUUUUCAUUAUAGAAACUGUGUGUAAAACCAAAAAUAAAAUCUCCACAGUAUCCCAAAUCCCUUCUAUGACUUUUUAAAGGGAAUUAAAAUUUUAAGUCCCAGUUUUUUAAACUAAAUCAUUAAUUGGAUAAAAACAGUGACAUUGCCAUUAACCGGGAAAGAGUUAGAGACAUAACUAUGUUUUUCUCCUGGUGUUAGUUGAAGUAAGCUCUGUUUGGGACUAGUUCUCUUUGCAGUCACAGACAAUUAUUUUGUGAAUUAGGAGAUUGUGGAAAGCCAUUUGAAGCGGCUUGGUCAUGCUUUUCAGGGAUGGGAAGAGCACAUGUGCUGAAAAGUAGGGUCAGGAGGCUUUUAAUGAGAAUUUCAAGGAUAAUAAGAUGUUCUAGAUGGAUAGUUUAGGAAGGUUUACAUGGAGCACACAGGCAUACAGAUACUCACUGUGAAGGUUCCUAGUAGCACUGUCCUCUCGCAAGAUGCCAUGGCUAUACAUUGAAACAGGCAUUUGGACUGUGUCCUUAGCCACAUUCCAGAGGAUUUUCUACAGGCAUCUGUCACUUGUUGUGUGCUUACUUUCUGUCUUGGUUUUCUGUCUCCUUAAAUCAGGUACCUUGAAAAAUGGGGUUGUCCAUAUACGAUAAAAAUUACCAUUUUCCCCACUCAAGGAGCACAGCAUGUGAACCUGUCCUGAAAUAAUUUGUUUCAUUAGCCACCUUUUUACAUCAUAUCCUUUGCAUCCUAAACCAGCUGAAACUAUGGCACCUCCCUAGAGCUGCCAGUUAUGUUAGGAAUUUUAUAUGCUUGUAUGUUGAUGGGAUCAUCAAAGGGCAAGGUGAUAUUCACAGUGGCAGAUGAGACAUGCAAUAGAUGGGCUUUGUACAUAAAGAGUACAAACUGUUGAGGUGCUCCUGAAAGGUGAAGGGGGCCUCUGCACCUUCCCUCUGGCUCUUCUUUGUUGCUGUCAUCACACACAGAUAAUUUAAUGUCAUAUAAUAUUAGCAGCUUCUUGUCUUAAUUCGUGGUGACAGGAAACCUAUCAGUCACUAUUAACGAAACUUUGCACUGUGACAUCUGUCUCUCUAGAGCAGGUAUCCUCAAAUGUUGAGUGCUGUGGAAUUCCAUUAAUGUAUUUUUAAUGUAUGUUCUGACAUUUUAAAAAGGUAAAUUUCAUCUUAAAGGUAUUUAGAUAUCUAAAUCUAAAGAUUCUGAGAGGAUCCCAGCCCAGCAUGGUGGUUUCUGUCAUUAGCCAAGCUUGUAGCUUACACUGGUAUUCCAGUCAAGUACAACUGUUAGUUAAUUCUGUAGUAACAUCCACCUACAUGCAUGAGUGGAUGCAUGAAAUACACAUGAAAGCGUUGCAGAGAUGUGACACUGUCCAGCUCUCUGCAUGACUCAUCUUUGGGUCUAAAUGGCAGGUUUUAGCAAAGAGCUGGAACACAUAAUUUCCACUCAAUCCAAACUUACAUUCAAUUGAAAAUGAAAACAUCUAAGAUGGUUUGUAUGGGUUUAGGUUAAAAACUUGUGUGUACUCAGUAGUUUCUGCCCUUUGUUUCCCCUUCUUCCUGUGUUCAUUCCACAAGAAAGUCCAUCAUUUUUGCAAUCAUGUAGAUCUUUUGGGACUUAGGAAUAUGCUGUGCUGCUUCAAACAGCACUUUAGGCCCCUUGGAGAUUGUUCUUGUAUUUUACUUAUAGCAUUUACAUGUGAGCCUACAGAUGAUUUUCUGGGAAAGAAAUUGCUCCUCACAUAAAAACGAUCCUCAAAUUGAUCAUGGGUAGGGUUUUACAUGCCAUACCUAUGAAUGUCAUUUUCUUGCCAGUAUUUGUGUGGAUGUGUGUAGUACCUAGUUCAUAGUGUGUAUGUGAAAGCACACCUGUACAUAGAGAUGUAUAUACAUACCCUGGUUGUGCCCGAUAUAAUGAUGCCAACUUGUGUGUAGAGCCAAAAAAACUCAAAACUAUACAAUGCUUGAGAUGCUGCAUUGUUUUUAUUAUAGUAUUUUUUAUAUCAGAGGAAUUGCAGGAUGUUUACAGAUGCUUAUUAAUAUUUAACUUAUACAAUGGGGUGGCAGGAUGUUUAUGAUUGUUGUCAGCUAAAGAAUUGUAUAUGAUUCUGGGUGAUAUUUUGGCUUUUUUGAAAUCCUUGGCAAAACUCCCAUUGAUCUCACUGGGGCCAAGAUUAAACUCCUCUGAAUCUAUUGUUUACUGGCUAUUUUCCUACUGUGAUAAUUUUUUAAAUGAGUGAAAUCUAUUUAUUUUGUCCCAAUGUGAAAUCUGCAGUUUCUAUUUGGAUUUUUCUACAGAACCUGCAAACUACAACACAGGUGGGAAUAUAUGCCUCAGAGAAUGUACAGAAUUUUUCAUUGAUCUGGUCCUUGAAUACACCUAAGAAAAUACCUUCUAAAAUAAGUUUUGUAAGAUUUAAUACAAAAUCAUCUAAAAAGAAAUCACCUUUCAUGCCUCUCUCCACAAAGAGGGAAUGCAAUGUGGCAGGUGAAUGUGAAUAAUUAUUCAUUGGAAAAUAAAAAGUAGUCCUGUCUGUUUUCUGUACAUACUGGUCUCAUGCAGCUCACCUGUCUCUGCAGAUCUGGUAUGAGACACUUGGAGUACCUUAUCCAAAUGUACCUUAUUGGGGAAAAAUGUUACAUAGCAAGUAUGUGGCUUUAAACUUCUCAUGAAGACAUGGAGGUAUCUUCAAAGCCAGUGUAUUGAAUGAUUUUUAAUAUUCCAUGCAUCAAUUAAAAUGAUGAAAAUAUUAAGUGGUAAGGCAAGUCAGACAACUGCUUGAUAUUAGAGAAAUCACUUGUCUAGAGGCAGAAGCAUCAGUUCUUUAAUAGCACAAGGGAGGAAAAAUACCAUAAUGCAGCGCUUCCUAAAUCCCUUUCCAGGGUAACUUCUAAUUAUGUAUGCUCAAAGUGUAUUCUUCCUGUAAAAAAACCAUAUGGCUGUGAAACAGCUAAAUAGAUGCAUCCUAAUUUCUUCAUUUAAGGCUAAAAUACCAUUUUCAAAACAAGAACUGUCAUGCACUUUGAAAUACAUGUGUUUAUAUAAGUUUAUAUUUAUCAUAGAUAAUCAUCCCAGGGAUAGGAGGACGUGUAAAAUAAGGUAGUUAUGUCAAGGUUAUCAAAAGCUGAAGAAAUAACAAAGCAGACACCUUCCUUCAUGAGGCUCUUUCUGAAGACAUCUGUGCAAAUGCCCACCACUGCUGGGAAUCUUUUUCUAUAAUUUCAUUUAAGAAAGGGUCAUAUUCAGAUUCCUAUCCUUCCCUUGCUAAUAAGGCAGGAAGUAUGCACCUUGGUAGAACUUUCUAGGAAUUUGUAGGCUGUAGAAACAGACUCAAAGAAUAGACAUAGAAUAGAGGCAAUCAGUAGGCUUGUGAAGGGUACACAGGGCUGUGUCUGGGCUCGUUAGUCUGCUGAUGUGGAUCUGAUCACAGAUUAGUGGGGGAAAAGCUCCUCUGGUGCUCCUGCUUCACUUGGUGGCAAGGCUCCGUGGCUGUUGGUGGGGGCAGAUGGGCUCCCAAGCGAACAGACACCUUUCCUUUUGCAUGUUGGUUGGCUUUCUGCAAUUCUAAUCAGGACUGGAGUUCAGGACACACCUUUAUUUGUCUGCAAGGCCAUGUGAUAUCUGAGGAAAUGAGGAGGAAGUGGCUGAAGGUCUAGAUUCUGCCUUUGGUUUCCUGCCAGUGGAGCUGGUGCAAGACUAGGGGCAGCGUAGUUAACCUUUGAGUGCCUCACUUUCUCCGCCCAAGGGAGUAGGGAUGCUCACCACCCCUGUACAGCCCCCUUGAGUCCUGUAGGAGAGCAGUGUUACAUAAACCUCUGAGUUUUACCCACACUAUUAUAUGUAGUAAAAAUAAAUUACUUCUGUCCAUAACACUGCAAGAAUUGCUUUUCCUAAUUCCAGUUCUCUUUGAUGACCUACUAUGUCCUGGGUAGUCAGUUUUGAAGCUUAGCAAUUGCUCUAAUACUUAGAAUUACACACAUAGCAGGCUCUGUUUGCUGCAGGAAAGAGUAAAACUUUUAAACUGCCUGACAAAACUUGCCAAUGAAGUAUAUCUAACAGAGCAGGGGUGUAACUUUUGGCUUUAUUUACUUGUAAUAAUGGUAAGGAACAGUGAAUUUUGUUUGUUUACAUACUGUUUACAAUGGCACAGUUUUAUUUUUAAUAUAUAAAAACAAUUGAGGUAUUUAUUGCAUAUACUAUUUUAAAGAUGUUUUAUGUGUUUUCACCUUUGGAAUAUAUUGUUACAUUUCCUUGUACAGAUAAUUUGGGUGGCUUUGUUAAUAUAGUUAGUAAUUUUUAUGACUACUAAGUGACCAGUUUUCCGUGCCUUUUUAUUGUUGGAUGCAUGAUUACAUAUUUAUUAUUGUAUGGAAGUCACUGAGAUGUGUAUUUUUGUAUUCUGCUGGAAGCAAUGGUUGAUUUUAUUGUACAUGAUAAGAGAUGCCUUCCAUAACAGGCACUCGUAUGAGAUCUUCCUUCUCAAAUAAACAGAAUGCAUUCAAUGUA
Messenger RNA from Catharus ustulatus (Swainson's thrush), 14526 nucleotides. It is a transcript of the gene DGKH, whose product is annotated as diacylglycerol kinase eta. Gene Ontology annotation, molecular function: protein binding; ATP-dependent diacylglycerol kinase activity. Bases 96 to 3821 code for a protein of 1241 amino acids. Lineage: Eukaryota; Metazoa; Chordata; Aves; Passeriformes; Turdidae. The record is from RefSeq and is a predicted model, not a curated record. The transcript is spliced from 31 exons. Gene Ontology annotation, biological process: diacylglycerol metabolic process; intracellular signal transduction; lipid phosphorylation.